AUGAUGGUCAAGGGCUGGUCGCGAAACUUGGCCCACUUGGGCUACUUGGAACCAAAUGGAGGUUCCACCAAACUGUACAAGCGAUUAGGACGUGGUGCCUCUUCAGGAAAAGGUAAAACCUCCGGGCGUGGUCAAAAGGGUCAAAAGGCCAGAGGAAAAGUUCCACACUGGAUGGAAGGUGGUCAAACUCCGUAUUUCAAGCAAUUACCCAUGAUUGGAUCUACGAAGGAGUACGUGCCUGUCUUUCAUGAGGUUUACUUGAGCAAGAUCCAGGAUUUCUGGAAGACCAAGAGAAUACCAUUGGAAGAAGGAGACACUUUAACCAUCAAAGUGAUGAGAGAAUGCGGCAUCAUCACCGGUUCGUUGAAAGACGGGGUGAUGCUAAUCGGCACGGGAGGAGCGGGCCAGGACGAAUAUAAUGUGCCGUUGAACGUUGAAGCUUCCAAAGCGACCGAGGCGGCAAUUGCGGCAAUUGAAAGCACAAACCACAGCUUCACAGCAAGAUAUUUCACAACUUUGGGACUCAGGGCCCACGUCAACCCCGAAAAAUUCUUGUUGAAGUACGGCUACGUUCCUUUGCAAGCAAGACCAACAGAUAAAAAGAGCAUAGCUUAUUACAGUGACCCUGAACAGCGAGGUUAUUUGCACAAGGACCCUUCAAUCCUUACAGAGGCAUUACAAGCUGCUCGUGAACAAUUGAAGGUGCCAAAACCGAAAAAGAGCAAAUCCAAAUUCAAAUCGCUCCUGGAACAAUUGAUGGAGGCUUCUUCGGUGGCGUUUGCAGAGACAAGCAAGACAGUCAAGAUUUCUGAACUAGUCUAA
Molecule: messenger RNA, 822 nt
Organism: Lodderomyces beijingensis
Lineage: Eukaryota; Fungi; Ascomycota; Pichiomycetes; Serinales; Debaryomycetaceae
Source: the annotation of a GenBank genome assembly